AUGCAGAAUUUCAUAUCCAGACCUUAAAAAAUUAAUACCAAUGAAUUUGGACAUCGUAGAGAAGAUAGCUUCGACUAUAAUGAAUUUAAAAAUUUGGCUUCCAGUUUAAUCACGAGUUAGCAUCAAAAAGAAUGGAAUCAUCAGCCCAGACUUACAUAAAUACUUCUAAAUUAGAGUUUAACUGUAAUGUUUGAUGGGGUAAUAAUUAAAGAAUAAUGCACUUUAUAUCCAAAUGUUCUUAAAAUAGAUACUCAUUACAUUCAACUUUCAUAAUAUUAGAUAAAGAGGAAAUAAUUGAUUCACAAUAAUAAAAAAUGUUAUCUUCUUCUACUUGGGAAUGAUAUUAUGCUAUUCUUUAGUAAUUUUGAUAUUCAGAAACAUUGGUAUAAUUAGAUUAAGCAAUUUUGCAUAAUGAAAAACUUACUAGUCAAAUAUCGGUUAUAAGAAUAAUUAUUCUAAGAUUUCUACUCUAUCAUUAAAAAGAAAGUAAGAAAAAUGUAAAUAUCUAAAGAAUCGAUAAUAGUUUUCUGCCUAUAUUAUAAACAAACAAUAACCAUACCUUGAAGAAACUUUUGGAUUAUUACAUGAGAGCAAAAAUCAUUCGAUUCUCAAAAUCAGGAGGAUUUAUGAAGAUACCAAUAAUUAUGUCAUGAUCACUGAAAGGUUUGAGGGAGAACCAGUCUUUAAUUUCUUACUUGAGAAUAUAUAAUUCAUGGAAGUAUAAGUAGCAACAGUAUGAUCGAAUACAUAUAGUUUAGUUGAUUUACUAGAUCUUACUUUUAUUACGAUAUUUGAAUGAGCAUUAGGCAUAUCAUGGGAAUAUCAAUGCAUUAAACAUAUUAAUCAAUAGAGAAAGUCAAUCUUUAGAAAUUGCAGUAAUUGGAUUUAUAUACAAUGUAAAUGGAUAAAUAUAAUUGAUAGGCAUUUAAAUAAGGAGAUGAUAUAAGUGAAUAUUUGAAAUGGGUCAAUCUAAAUAAAUAUUAUUGGAGUGGUUUUGAAGAAAAUUAAAUACCAGGAAUACAUUCUGAUCUAUAUCAAUUAGGAGUUCUACUUUAUAUUAUUACAUUUUAUACAAAAAUUAAUCAAGAUUUGAAAGUAUGCACAUUAAUAAUAAUAGAGGAAAAGUGACCCUUAUAAAUUGUUUUAAAAGUAUAUGAAGGAAUUAGUAAUAAAAUAUGAAUUGAUAGAUGAAACCAUAGAAGUCUUAACAUGUUUAAUAUUAAUAUUUUAUUUAGAGAUGAAAAGUCCAGAUUCAUAAUAUGUACAUGUUUUUUCAUCAAGUCAAUUAGAUUUAAUCAAAAAAUUAUUAUCUAAUUGUUCUUUGUCAGAUGCUUUAACACAUUAAUGGUUUGUUAAUGCUAAAUAAAAAGCUAAACCUCAUAAUUAACGUUAAGGAUUACCAACUCUAAAAACUAUAAUAGAAAUAAAAGAAGCUAGUGAUGGUGAAGCAAGUAAAUCAUAAACUAAAAGAUUCAGUAUAUAAAGUGACAUGUAUGAUUCAAGUAAGAAUAAUUAUGAUAUUUAAGUGGAUGAGUGUCCAACUGUCUCAUAUUUGAUGCGAAACAUAUUAGAUUAUGAAAAGGCGCCAUGUAAAACUCAUCAUUCCUGA
Messenger RNA from Paramecium pentaurelia, 1609 nucleotides. NCBI's taxonomy places the organism in Eukaryota, Ciliophora, Oligohymenophorea, Peniculida, Parameciidae. The record is from the annotation of a GenBank genome assembly.